Microthlaspi erraticum is the source of this 519-nucleotide messenger RNA. The record is from the annotation of a GenBank genome assembly. NCBI's taxonomy places the organism in Eukaryota, Viridiplantae, Streptophyta, Magnoliopsida, Brassicales, Brassicaceae.
AUGACAGCAAUGGAGAACGUCAUGUCUCCCUUACACGCAGAAUUUGUGUCACUAUUAUGGGCAAUGGAUACAAUAAAACAGAUGGGAUGCCUCUCAAUCAGGUUUGAAACAGACUGUUUUUUGCUUACAAAGCUCAUUGAUGAAGAAGAGGAGUGGCCUGCCUUGGCUACUGAAAUCGAAGAAUUCAAAUCUUUACGUUCAUGUUUUAACUCUUUCGUACUAUCAUUUAUUCCACGUUCUUCUAACGUCCGUGCCGAUUGUCUCUCUAAAGGAGCACGAGCACAUGGAGUGUCUUUUUCCCAUGUAAACUCUUUGAUCCCAUCCUGGUCUUUUGGAGCAUUCUGGAGCAUAUGGGACAGAGGAGCAUGGAGGGACUUGGCACAUGGACGCAGCUCAACUGGAUACGCAAAGAAGAGAAGAAGCCAUCUUGAACUCGACCGGCCAAGCUUCAACUCGAUCGAGCUGAGAAGUCAACAGUCAAACCCGAAAAAUGUUGCUUCCCCCUUGACUUUCCUUUGA